UGGGAGGAGGGAAGCAGCAGAGCCACUCGGUGUGUGUGAAUGAAAAAAGGCGAAGGAGCAAGACGUGCACAAUAAUGUGGACGCUGCUCCGUGGAUCCAUGCCCUUCGGAGAAGCCCGUGGAUCUAGCUGUGGUGAGGACUCUGUCAGAGUAGAACCAUGGAUCUACAUGUGUCAGACACCUCUGACCGGCCCGUGGACAUGCAGCGCCUGAGAGGCGCGCAGGAGCGCCAGACGCACCAGGUCCUGCAGAACACCCCUUUGGACCUGAUUGAAACAGGCAAGUCCCUGAAGGUCCAAGCGGAGCGCCCCCACCUGGUCAGCUUAGGAAGUGGCCGCCUGAGCACCGCCAUCACCCUGCUGCCGCUGCUGGAAGGGAGAACGACGCUGGGCAGCGAGACGACCGACAUCCCCCUGCAGGGCCCGGGCAUCGCACCUCAGCACUGCUACAUCGACAACCAGGCGGGGAGCAUCACCUUGCACCCAUGUGGAAAUCAGUGCUCCGUGGAUGGCUGCGCCAUCAGCAAGCCGUAUCGCCUCACGCAAGGGUGCAUGCUGUGCUUCGGCCAGUCGGCCUUCUUCCGCUUCAACCAUCCCGAGGAGGCUCAGAGGAUGAAGAGCAUGCUGGGAACGAGCGCCGCCAACACCUUCCCCUCCGACCUCCAUAGUAGCUCCAAUGGAAACCACGAGUCGUUCUCAAGUCACGACGACGCCAGACUCAAUAAGGUGGCGAGGAAUCUGCAGGACUCCCUGGUUCUGAAGGGUUCUCCAGCAGACCUGCUGAACGGGAGGAACCACCCGGUCCCCCAUCCGCGGGCCUCCCAGUCCGGGGGGGGUCAGAGGGCCCAGGAGAACCCCACGGCACUCAGAAACACCAAGGCGGAGGCCUCGCCCAGCCCCGGUCCGCAUGUCCGGAGGUCGGGACCGGAGGCCGCUCCGCCCAGCCCCCGACUACGAGGGUCCUCCCUGCAGAGGAGGUCCCACAGCCCCAUGAGACACCAAGGUUCCCAUGGAGACGGCCAUCAGAGGCCGACCGGGUCCAGUCUGAGGGAGCUCCCACCUCCGAGCCCCGUCAUGUCCCCCAGGGGGAAUCCGGGGCCGCAGGGGGUCCCGGUCAGCCCAAAGGGCCCCCGAAAACUGGCAGCGGCCGCGAGGGCGCAGCAGGGGCCGGAGAAGGAGGCGGGGGGGAAGCAUCUCCGGGGCCCGAGAGGUGCAGCCGCGUCCAGCGUGGGUUCUGGAUCUAGCCCGUCUCCGCUGGCGAGUCCUCACAGCCCGAGAAAACCCUCCUGCGCGGGGGUCAAAGCGUCCGCCGCCAAGGAGGGGGCUUUCAUGAGACCUCACACCCGCGAGCGCAAAAACAGCAUCUCUGAGAUCAGCGACAACGAGGACGACCUGCUGGAGUACCACCGCUGGCAGCGGGAGGAGCGGCUGCGCGAGCAGGAGAUGGAGAAGCUGGAGCGGCAGAGGCUGGAGACCAUCCUGAGUCUGUGUGCCGGCUAUAACCAGGAGGACGGCGCCGCCGACCUGGUGAAGAGCGGGCUGCUGGGGGAUGCUUCUCCUCAGGGAGCAGAACGAGCUCAGCGGCUGAGAGACAACGAGGACGAAAUCCAGAGAGACGAGUCCAGCAGCACAGAGAGCACACAUCAAGAGUGUGACGAGCUGCUGGCGGGGCAGGAGCCGGUCUACCUGGAGGAGGAGAGGAGUAGGAUCCUGGCCAGGGUGGACGAGCUGAAGCACCGAGUCGGUGAUCUGGACCAGCAGCUACAAGAGACCAAACAGGAGGUGGAGAUGGAGCAGGCGCUGCUGCAGGCGGAGAGGCGGGCGGAGCAGGAGCAGGUGGAGGCUGCCAACGACAUCCUCUCCCAGCUGCAGCUCAGACUCAGCCAGCUGGACAAGGCCACCCGGCAGGAGAAGGACAAGGGGAGGGCUAAUGUGUCGGCUGAGCGGAGGGUCCUGGAAAAGCAGAGGAAUGAGUACAAUGAGCUGAAGAGGCAGUUUGAUAAGUGCCCCUUGUCUCUAAGGGAACAGUUGCAGGAGCAGCUCAGCAGGAAAGCUGAAGCUCUGGAGUCGGGGACCAAGCAGUUCGAGGAGCUGGAGUUCUGCCAGCUGGAGGAGGAGAGCAGUUUAGAGGAGAGGAAGGACGCUCAGAGCUCGCAGCUCCUCCAGGAGCAAGCCGAGUACCACUACAGCGUGGCCAACAGGAAGGAGAAGAUGGCGGCGUUGGAGGCUCAGGUGAAGCAGCUGGGUUUACAGGCGUCUAAGGACUGUGAGAUGAUAGCCAAAGACAGGAGCGUGGCUCUGCAGCUGCUGCACAAGGAGCAGGACCGGUUAAUCGCCCUGGAGAAGCGGUACCACAACCUGACGGGGAGAAACUUUCCCAAGUCCACGAAAGAGGACUUGCUCCACAUCAGCGAACCGGACCCCGUUCAUGUGGACGGUCGUCCUCAUAGCCCCUGUCCCUCCUCUGCCUCCUUCUCCUCCUCCUCCUCUGUCAUUCCCUCCCCUGAACUCUGUCCUGUCAGGCUCCAAGAGGAGUACCUCCGGCUGUCUGACGUCUAUAAGAUGUACGGAAACGCCUCCCUGCAGCCUCACGCUCCCGCCCCCCCCGCCGCUCUCCACUGCCUGUCCCUCACUGUGUCUCCAGCUCUGCCGUGUGAGGAGUACAUCACGGUCAGUCAGUUAAGCCAGAUCUUUGGGGUGCAGAGAGUUAACCCCUCGUCUUCCUCUUCUACUCCAUCAUUCCAACUGGCCUCGUCCGAAUCUUCCUUCUCAUCCCACCCGAGUGCAUGUGGUCCAUCCUUUCUCUCUGCAAAGAGCCAGGCUGAGCUGAGCAGGAAUGCAAUGCCGCCCAUUAAUCUUGAGCGCUGGUACCAGGACAUCAUGGCGGCUGGAGAGCCUCAGCUGUGUCCGCCGCCGCUGCCUGCAAAGUCUUUUUCCACACGCAGACACGGGCAGCUGCUGAAGUCCAAGUCGGAGGGCGAGGUGGCGCAGGGAUCGCUUAGCGCUCACGUCAGCAGCUCCGCCGUCAUGUCCCACUCCAGCUGCGUCAUCAAUGACAAAACCGCCUUCACCAAGGGGCUGCAGCUGACGCUCAGAGAGAUGUCCCACCUGCCAGACUACGACCCCAGGAAGCAAAUGCCUCUCUACUGCAAAGAUCCAUCUCCCACGGUGCAUCACUCCAUCCUGCACCACCAGCUGCCCCCCAGUGGCAGCCAGGCGUACGACACGCUGAGCCUGGAGAGCUCCGACAGCCUGGAGACCAGCGUCUCCGCCGGCAACUCCGCCUGUACCCCGGAAAGUGCCUGCGGGCUGGAGGCCCAGCGGAUAGAGGAGAUGGAGAAGAUGCUGAAAGAGGCGCAGCAGGAGAAAGCCCGACUGAUCGAGAACAGAGAGAGGGAGGUGCAGGCUCGGUGGCAGAUGCUGGAGGAGGAGCGGAGGCGGCGGGAGGAGGCCGAGCGGAGGCUGCAGGACGAGACGGCCCACAGGCGGAGGCUGGUGGAGGAGGAGGUGAAGAUGAGAGAGAAGCACUUCUCUCAGGCCCGUCCAAUGACGCGCUACCUGCCGAACCGCAAGGAGGAGUUCGACCUGCGCGCCCACGUGGAGUCGUCGGGCCACUGCGUGGACACCUGCCCCUUCGUCAUCCUCACCGAGAAGAUGUGCAAAGGUCACCUGGUGAAGAUGGGCGGCAAGAUCAAGUCCUGGAAGAAGCGCUGGUUCGUCUUUGACCGCCUCAAGAGGAACUUCUGCUACUACGCUGACAAGCACGAGACCAAGCUGAAAGGGCUCAUUUACUUUCAGGCCAUUGAGGAGGUUUAUUACGACCACCUUCGCAGCGCCGCCAAGAGCCCGAAUCCAUCUUUGACCUUCUGCGUGAAGACUCACGACCGGCUGUACUUCAUGGUGGCCCCGUCGGCGGAGGCCAUGAGGAUCUGGAUGGACGUGAUCGUGACGGGUGCAGAGGGCUACACGCAGUUCAUGAGCUGAGAGACCUCCGGGUGAAAGAUCGGAGGGGGACGGAGGAGGGGCACGCACACGCACACACACACACACCUGCGACCCGGCUGAAACCGGCGGCGUGCGAAAGACGGACAUCUGAAGGGAUGAAGGGUCUCGGGAGCUGCGCCCUCGAGCUAAUGAGGCUCAGCCACCACAAGGGUGCAUUUUAACGAGAUUUUAGGUUGUAUUUAUUGUCCGGCUGUGAGUUUGAAAGGAAGGAAGACGGCAGCCUGUCGGAGGAUGAUGGAAGCCAGCGCUCCGCCACAUCAAUAAUACUCUCUUACCAAAAUGUAUCAUUGUAAUAUGAUGGUUCAGAUUUCAGGAGGAGCGUUUACUUUCACCGAGCUCGACAUUUACAGCGCUGAUUUCUGCACACGGCGCUCUCACGCGUACCUUUUUGAUACAUUUCUACUUUUUCUCCGACUUUUAACUUUUUCAGAUGGAAAAAAAUAAUAAUAAUUCAACAUUUCCAAAGACGAAAGAAAAAAAAUGAUAAGGAAUCAUACUAAAAUACGGAUUUAAACAUGAUCUGGUGCUUUGUGACAGAGUUAAAACAUCCCCUGCUCUGUUAGCAGGUAGUCAAGAGUGGACAUUCUGGGACCAAAACUGUGGAAACAAAGCAGUUUUCAGUCUUUGCAGAACACAAAACACUCAAAGUUUUUGCAGCUAUAGUGAUUGGGGGCAAAUAAUUGGCUGUUUCAAGCCUCUGAAAAGACUUAAUUCCCCUUCAGUGACUGUCUUAUAGACAAAAGUCGUUUAAACUCGUUCACGUGUCCAGAAAGGACCUUACAGCCAUCUCCUUCCUUCAGUAGAUGCUGAUGGCAUCUGAUUUCUGCUUUUAUCUAAAAAAAUGUAACCUCUAAUUAGUUCUAUCGGAGCAGCAUCACUUAGGUGGAGUUUAGUCACAGGUUUAAAGAACUGUUUUAUUCUAACGAAGCCCCAAAUGUUCUCCGUCACCGAUCAGAAAUCCCUCACGAAGCCCCACGCUGCCGACCGUCUAACAGAACUACGCUUGUUUUAUCUCUAAACAUGUUCCUUUUAAUACAGUUUUAUAUAUCGUUCCAAGAGCUUUUCAUUCAGUUAAAUAAGAAAAAAAAAAACAGUGUUUGUACUUUUCAUAAAUAUGUCAAAUAAGAUCUUCUUAGCGUUUCAGAAAAAAAAUGACGACUUAUAGUGAAAUAAUUAUAUUCUCAAACCACUAUGUAAAUCUAAUAAAGGAAAAUAUAA
Molecule: messenger RNA, 5221 nt
Organism: Cololabis saira (Pacific saury)
Lineage: Eukaryota; Metazoa; Chordata; Actinopteri; Beloniformes; Belonidae
Product: pleckstrin homology-like domain family B member 1
Exons: 25
Coding region: 158-3982 (1274 amino acids)
Biological process (GO): regulation of microtubule cytoskeleton organization
Cellular component (GO): basal cortex
Molecular function (GO): protein binding
Source: RefSeq, a predicted model, not a curated record